Messenger RNA from Trichoplax adhaerens, 1338 nucleotides. RefSeq lists its product as uncharacterized. Bases 1 to 1338 code for a protein of 445 amino acids. Gene Ontology annotation, molecular function: protein binding. NCBI's taxonomy places the organism in Eukaryota, Metazoa, Placozoa, Uniplacotomia, Trichoplacea, Trichoplacidae. The transcript has 19 exons. The record is from RefSeq and is a predicted model, not a curated record.
AUGUCAGGCAAUCAUAUUGCAAGCCUAGAUCGGAUACAUUUCCACGGGUUAAGCAAUCUAGCCGAUUUGCGCCUAUCUGGUAAUCAGUUAACAACAAUUCCAUCAAGCGCUUUUAUUAAUCUACCGAAUCUGGAGCUAAUUUUUUUAGCUUUUAACUUUAUCGAAAAUCUGAACGAAAAAACGUUUGAUAAUCUUGGGAAACUUCAAUUCUUGCAAUUGGGAGCCAACCGAAUAAAAAGAUGCAAUCAUAAAGUAUUUUCGACUUUGCGAACAUUACAGAUAUUGGAUUUAUCCGUUAAUCAAUUAUCCUUUGUUGAAGAUUAUUGCUUUAAAGACAUGACUUCUUUAUAUGGAGUAUCGUUAGCUAAAAAUCAACUUAAAACAAUUGGCUCCAAUUCAUUUUAUGGCUUGAGAAAUUUAGUAGAAAUAAAUAUUUCCAGCAAUCCAAUACAUCGGAUUGCUAGCCAAGCUUUAAAUGAUUUACAUAAUUUAACGAUACUGGAUUUAUCCUCAAAUGGAAUAGGUUAUAUACCCCCAUACGCUUUUAAUGUUUCAGAUCCAAGCCAUGUCAAUCGAUUGCAAUUACAAAACAAUUUUAUCUCCGUUCUUGAUCGACAUGCUUUUGAUGGGUUAUAUUCACUACAAACUUUUGGUUUAUCAAGAAACUCAUUAUCAGAUGCAGAAAACACACACAAUAGUUGGGUUUUAACCUCAAGUCGAAUCCUUUACGUUGAUUUGUCAAAUAAUGCUUUAAACCAAAUGCUAUAUUUAGUUGGAAUCGAACACGAUCAAAUUAAGAUGUUAGAUUUAUCUAAUAACAGAAUUAGUGAGAUGACAGUUUCUUGGUUUGGUGGUUUACCAACUUUCUUGAGGCCAUUAGCAAGCUUGAAUUUAGCUAACAAUUACAUCGACACUCUUUACAAUGGCACAUUUGCACCUGCUACAAACCUAACGAUUUUAACCCUAUCAGGAAAUCUUAUUCACUCCAUUUCUGAAUUCGCUUUCAAAGAUCUAACAAAAUUAACGGAAUUAUAUUUAGCAAACAAUCGACUCAAAAAUAUCGAAAGGUUCCUACGAAAUGAUUUUAGAUGUUUGAAUACGCUCAACUUUAGUACUUCAUACCUAUCGAUCCAGUUUAUUUCGUCAGAGGCUAUGCAUAAUUUGCCGCAACUUCAAAGAUUAUCUAUCAAUAAUAAUCGGUUGAACAAUCUAACAUGUAAAGGCUUUUCCAAGAGUAUAGUUGAAAUAGACGUUAGUUUUAAUAAAAUGGAAGCUCGUGGUAUUAACAUAUAUGAUCAAAUACUAAGCAAACUGGCGGCAUACCCUAGAGUUGUGUGA